Messenger RNA from Stylophora pistillata, 2397 nucleotides. RefSeq lists its product as uncharacterized. The record is from RefSeq and is a predicted model, not a curated record. Lineage: Eukaryota; Metazoa; Cnidaria; Anthozoa; Scleractinia; Pocilloporidae. Gene Ontology annotation, molecular function: calcium ion binding. Gene Ontology annotation, biological process: establishment or maintenance of epithelial cell apical/basal polarity; heterophilic cell-cell adhesion. Gene Ontology annotation, cellular component: protein-containing complex; plasma membrane.
UCGGUUUUUGAUAUUGGGGUUCCGGUUUCUCUUCGAUUUGAACAGCAGUUAUACGCCUCUGCUGAUCUUGAAUAGCCGCGAAACCUAUGUCGCUCCACUUGUAACCACAGUAUCAGAUCGAUUAGGAUUUUGACAACUGAAAUGUGCAAAACUAUCGGUAUAGACGGUUUUGCAUACGGUUUUCGGUUUCGAUCGAAUUUUUUUGCGCUUUUGCGGUUUCUAAUAGACCCCAAUGCCCCCCUCGAUAACUUACAUAGCAAUUCUAUUUCUAGAAUCGUUUCCGUCUCACCGCUUCUGAACUGUCUAAAGGGAUUAUAAAAGUAAGCGUGCGCAGCAACGCACGAAAGCUAUUUUAAACCUUGGUUUCAGAAGGUUACGAUUACUCUGUAUGCUCACUGGGAAGCGCCGGCUCUGGGGAGUUUGACUGCUUCUUAGCUUCGUCGUUCCGCAGAAGUCUGAGUUAGCAUUGAAUGGGAAAACAUCAGUCUACGUGAUUGUAUAUCGUUCAGGGUGCGUCGUUUGUUUAAGGCCACAAUGGAUCACAUUCUAUGGACCAUGCUCUUUACGGUUUGUGUGAUCGCGACAAGCUCACAAGCUUCCACGUGUUUUGAUGGAUAUUGCCAGAACGGUGGAACAUGUUCAAUUUUUCAGGGGAAAGCUAAUUGCAGUUGUUCAUCAAAUUUCACUGGAGACAAUUGUCAAUAUGAUAUGGAUGAAUGCCAAGUGAAUAGUCAAUGCAAAAAUGGUGGAACUUGCUCAAAUACUUUUGGUGGCUACAUUUGUAGUUGUAUAUUUGGCUGGGUUGGACCUGAUUGCUCCAUCAAUGAGGAUGACUGUGUGUCUUUUGGAAAUACUCCCUUGUGUUUCAAUGGUGGCACGUGUGUGGAUAGAAUUGGAAAAUUUGAUUGUAUCUGUCCUCCUGGAAAAGUGGGUCCUGUGUGCCAGUUUGAUGAUCAAUGUUUUUAUAAACCUUGUUAUGGAGAUGCUAUUUGUUCAAUUGAUGCAUUUGGACAAUAUAGUUGCAAAUGUCCAAGAGGGUGGACUGGUGAGAAUUGCAGUAUUGACAUUGAUGAGUGCAAGCGGGAUAUAAUCACACCUUGUCACCAUGGUGGCACCUGCAUCAACUCUCCUGGAUCUUUUACAUGCAUUUGUGUUCCCGGUUACACAGGUCAACAAGUCUGUGUAAAGUUAGUGGUCGACACGUCAUCGGCAUCCACGCUGCUGUUACUAUCAGCGCUAGUAUCACUACCAACAUCAACACCAACUCGAAUAUCACCGAAACCAUCGGUAGUAGCAUCAAUAUCACUGAAGCCGGAACUACCCACUAGAGCUACCACUACAAUAUCGACAGGUCUGUGGAAUAACAUCCCCACUGUAACAGCUGCCACGGUUUUGCCUGCUGUUAAGAAGACGUUAACAAACUUGUGCGCGCGCGACUCGCGUGCGCGUGCUUUGAGGUUACGAAGCAAUCUCGUAAUUGAUCCAGAAGUUACAAUUGAUGGUGAUAAAGAGGAGAUUGUGGCCAAGGGCGACGAUAUCAAGAUAACUUGUCGGCAUAAGGCUCUACCUCCUGCGUCUGAGUUGCAGUGGAUAAAAGAUGGAACGGUGAUUUCGACAAAUUCUACAAUAGUGAUCAAUAACCCCCGCCUGAGUAUUCCGCACUUCAAUGAAACCCUCAUACAGCUGUUAAUCAAUACAUCCAUCUUAGCGGAUAGUGGGAAUUACACCUGCAAUGUCACAAAUGACGCAAAUAGUACAUCGGACUCCAAAUCAAUAAUCAUUGAAGAUGCAUCUGGAAUCUUGGAAAAUCCAAAGAAUGCCAUCAUAGUUGAAGGAGAAGAAGCUGGAUUUAGUUGUGUGUUAGAUGGAAAUCCUUCACCAAAAGUUACUUGGACGAAGAAUGAGGAAAAACUUAAUAUAACACAUCUGCGACUAACAGCGUCGUCGCAGAACAACAAGCACAGUUUAACAAUCACAAAUGUUUACCAAUCGCAUUCAGGACAAUACAUGUGUGUGGCUUUUAAUAAUUUUCCCAACUUGACUUCAUCUCCAUGGACUUUAACAGUGCAAUUCCCCGAGAGAAACAACGAGGAUAAUGUUUCCAUGCUGGAAAUUACACCGGGCAUCAUGAAUCAGCUGAGAGAUCAUAGCCAGCAGAUCUCUAUAGAAGCGCCAGCGGAAGUGCCAAACUCAGGGGCAGAAGAGGUUGCGGUUGUUGACAAUGAGACAUAUCUAAAUCAAAUGGAAAUUGACAGAAACUGGGAAAUUCCUCGAGAAAGACUGGAAAUUUUAGAAACGAAACUUGGUGGAGGAGAGUUCGGAGUCGUCAAGAAGGGAAACUAUUUGAGAGGAGAUGGGAACAAAUUACCCGUCGCUGUUAAAAUGUUAAAAGGUUAG